UCGGUGUUUGUGAUCCACCCGCACAGUAUAAUUAAUCAUCACGAAACGCAGUACACUCCGAGAAAAGCUCACUCAGAAGUCACUCACUUCCCGAGGUCUCUCUUUCUCUCUCUAGAGAGUGAAAGAUCCAAUUGCUGGCCGGAGCUAUUGUGCGCCGGCGGGCAUAGUACACGCCCAAAGCUAUUGCGCGCGCACACAGCUGAUUUGGACCGGGUCGCUGAUUUCGGGUCGGAAAUGGAUCACCAGGUGGCGGCGAUGAUGGGCGGCUGCGGCGGCGGAGGGGUUUACGGGUAUGCGGAGAUCUGGCCGGAGUUUCAGAUGAGCGGCAAUGCGGCGGCGUAUGGGCUGGGCCUGGAUCCGAUGCUGACGGAUCACGGUUCGGGUCAUAACCCGGACGGUAGCGGGUCGAGGAAAAUGAAGGAGGAAGAAAACAAAAAAGAAUCAGACAAGAAUGCGAAGCAAACUUCGAAACCAGCGGAACAACCUAAGCAAGACUAUAUUCAUGUUCGGGCCAGAAGAGGUCAGGCUACCGAUAGCCACAGUUUAGCCGAACGAGCUCGCAGAGAAAAGAUUAGUGAAAGGAUGAAGAUUCUCCAAGAUUUAGUCCCUAGUUGUAAUAAAAUUCGUUUACUACAUCUUGCAUUACGUGUUUUUCCAUCUCAGGUUAUCGGCAAAGCUCUUGUGCUCGAUGAGAUUAUUAAUUACAUUCAAUCUUUACAGCGGCAAGUUGAGCAACCUUUUGAGGCUCCCGACAUAGCGUUCGGUUCCCAAACCGCACGGGAAUAUGACAGGGGCUCCUCUCCGGACUGGCUACACAUGCAGAUC
Striga asiatica is the source of this 825-nucleotide messenger RNA. Lineage: Eukaryota; Viridiplantae; Streptophyta; Magnoliopsida; Lamiales; Orobanchaceae. The record is from the annotation of a GenBank genome assembly.